UACAGAGAAGCGCAGCGAGAACGCGCGUCAGACCCAGAUCAGACAGCAGGUCGGUCUGUGAGCAGCGGGGACGGACCUUAGACCAGCAGACAGGACUCUUUGAGGGGUUGGUUUUUUGUGUGUGGCGGUGUUUUCUCCUCCUGUGGACUAACCGUGAAGGGGAACUUUUACUCUAACCACACCGGGGGACCGAGAGGGUCAGAACAGGCAGUCCACCAUGACGGGGAGCAGGGAGGAGGAGAGGAGGAAACUGGCCGACAUCAUCAACCACUGGAACGCCAACCGGCUCGACCUGUUCGAGAUCAGCCGGCCCACAGAGGACUUGGAGUUCCAUGGCGUGAUGCGCUUCUACUUCCAGGACCGGGUCGCCGGUAACUUCGCCACCAAGUGCAUCAGAGUGUCAAGCACGGCGACCACACAGGAUGUCAUCGAGACGUUAGCGGAGAAGUUCAGACCCGACAUGAGGAUGCUCUCCUCGCCGAAGUACUCCCUGUACGAGGUCCACGUCAGCGGCGAAGAGCGUCAGCUGGACCUGGACGAGAAGCCUCUCGUAGUUCAGCUGAACUGGAACAAAGACGACAGAGAAGGACGCUUUGUCCUGAAGAACGAGAACGACAUCCUCCCCAAGAAGAGUCAGAGUAAUGGUCCGGAGAAGGAGAAGGACGGAGUGAUCCAGAACUUCAAGAGAACUUUGUCCAAGAAGGAGAAGAAGAAGGAAAAGAAGAGAGAGAAGGAGUUCGCCCGGAUCCCUGAUGGAGACGAGCAGGGGCUCAACAGGGAGGACGGUGAAAACAGUCGUCUGGCUGCAGAGGUGUACAAGGACAUGCCAGAAACCAGCUUCACGCGGACUAUCUCCAACCCGGAGGUGGUGAUGAAGAGGAGGCGCCAGCAGAAACUGGAGAAACGGAUGCAGGAGUUCAUGAGCAGCGAUGGGAGGCCAGACUCAGGAGGAACUUUGCGGAUAUACGCCGACAGUCUGAAGCCAAACAUCCCGUACAAAACCAUCCUGCUCUCCACCAGAGACACGGCCGACUUCGCCGUAGUGGAGGCGCUGGAGAAGUACGGGCUGGAGAAGGAGAACCCCAGAGAGUACUGCAUCGCACGGCAAGAUGACAAGUCAGGCAAGGAGGCGAUCCUGGACGACUUAGAGUGUCCCCUGCAGAUCUUCAGGGACUGGCCUGCAGACAGAGGUGCACUAGUGUUCCAGCUGAAGAAGAGACCGCCAGACUACCAGGGGAGGAAGGGAAGGAAAAUGGAGGAGAAGGGCCUGAGGAGAGACGGGAGCAGCAGCUCACUGCCGCCUGAGAAACUGCCUUACCUUGUGGAGCUGAGCCCAGGGCGAGGGAAUCACUAUGCCUACUACGCCUAUCGGCACCACGAAGACGGGUCUGACUCCCGGGACAAACCAAAGCUGUACAGACUUCAGCACAGCAUCACUGAGGUCGGAUCAGACUGCACAGAGGACGGGGCCAUCCAGCUGCUCGGUCCAGGGAUCUUGCCCCACCACUGCAACCUCAUGCACACCGAAGGCAUGGUGACGGUGACGCCGCACGGCCCGGACGCCGACACCUUCGUCGACGGGCAGCGAGUCACCGAGACGACGGUGCUGCGUUCAGGCUCCACCAUCCAGUUCGGUUCUGCGCACGUCUUCAAGUUCGUGGACCCGAUGUUCGACCAGGGCGGGAAGAGAGAACCGGCGGCCAUGAUGAGAAGCCGACACAAGUCUGGCAGCGUACCAGAAACCACCUUCGACCUUCACGGAGACAUCCACAGUGGAGCUGCCCUGCCUACCAGCAAGAGCUCAGGAAAGCUGGAGAUGGAGCGAGGCAUGGUCAAACCCAUGAUCAGAGGAGAGCAGCUGGACAGCAGGUCUCAGGACGUUGCGGCAGACAGAUCCGAGUUGACUCUACCGGCCGGCAUCGAGUUCAGAGACAACUCUGAAGACACCUUCCUGUCAGCCAUCAUCAACUACACCAACAGCUCCACGGUCCACUUCAAACUGUCGCCCACCUACGUCCUGUACAUGGCCUGUCGAUACAUCAUGUCGCCUACCUACCGGCCUGACAUGUCGCCUUCUGAGAGGACGCACAAAGUCAUCGCCAUCGUCAACAAGAUGGUGAGCAUGAUGGAAGGCGUCAUCCAGGAGAUUCCUGAAGGGGAUCAGAAGCAGAAGAACAUCGCGGGAGCUCUGGCCUUCUGGAUGGCCAACGCUUCCGAGCUGCUCAACUUCAUCAAGCAGGACCGAGACCUGAACCGCAUCACGCUGGACGCACAGGACAUCCUCGCCCACCUGGUCCAGAUGGCGUUCAAGUACCUGGUCCACUGUCUGCAGGCCGAUCUGAACAACUACAUGCCGGCUUUCCUGGACGACCCCGAGGAACACAAUCCACAGAGACCCAAGAUCGAGGACGUCCUGCACACGCUCACCGGAGCGAUGUCGUUGCUGCGACGGUGUCGAGUCAACGCCGCUCUCACCAUCCAGCUCUUCUCGCAGCUCUUCCACUUCAUCAACAUGUGGCUCUUCAACAAGCUGGUGACCGACACGGAUUCGGGGCUCUGCUGUCAUUACUGGGGCGCCAUCCUCCGUCAGCAGCUCAGCCACAUCGAGGCCUGGGCGGAGAAACAGGGGCUGGAGCUCGCCGCUGACUGCCACCUCAGCCGGAUCGUACAGGCCACCACCCUGCUCACCAUGGACAAGUACUCCAUGCAGGACGUGCAGAACAUCCACAACACCUGCUUCAAGCUCAACUCCCUGCAGCUCCACGCCCUCAUGACCAACUACCACUGUGCUCCCGACGAGCCGUACAUCCCACCCGAGUUGAUAGACCACGUGGUGGCGGUGGCGGAGAACACGGCCGAUGAGCUGGCGAGGAGUGACGGCAGAGAGGUGCAGCUGGAGGAGGAUCCCGACCUCCAGCUGCCCUUCCUCCUUCCUGAAGACGGAUACUCGUGCGACGUGGUGCGAAGCCUCCCCAACGGCCUGCAGGACUUCCUCGAGCCGCUGCUGCAGAGAGGUUUCUGUCGGUUAGUACCUCACCCUCGCUCUCCUGGUACCUGGACCGUCCACUUCGAGGGAGCCGACUGUGACAGCCACUUCUCUGCUGCUGACAGCUCUGAAAUGCCAAUGAGGAAAGACCCGGAGGUUGUCACAGUGACCCUGAAGAAGCACAAUGGCAUGGGCCUCAGCAUCGUGGCUGCCAAGGGUGCCGGUCAGGAGAAACUGGGCAUCUACAUCAAGUCUGUUGUCAAAGGCGGAGCGGCUGAUGUGGACGGGCGUUUGGCGGCAGGAGACCAGCUGCUGAGCGUGGACGGACGCAGUCUGGUCGGCCUAUCACAGGAGAGGGCGGCUGAGCUGAUGACGAGGACGGGAUCAGUCGUCACUCUGGAGGUCGCCAAGCAGGGAGCCAUUUACCACGGCCUGGCCACGCUCCUCAACCAGCCCAGUCCUCUGAUGCAGAGAGCGUCAGACAGAGGCCGAGACAAAAACGGGAAGCUGCGACCAAAGAGUGAAGGCUUCGAGUUGUACAACAGCUCGGUGCAGAACGGCUCACCUGAGAGUCCGCAGGCCGGCUGGGACUCUUACCCCGAACCAAAGAAGAUGAGCGGAGAGGACCGACUGCUGAAGAACCGAGCAGACCACCGCUCCAGCCCUAACGUAGCCAAUCAGGGUCAGAGUCCUGCGAGUAAAGCUGUGUACCCCGGAGGACCUGGCACUAAGAUCACCUCUGUGUCCACUGGGAACCUGUGUGCAGACGACGAGCCCUCCCCUCCCCGCCCAGAGGCCUACCCCAUCCCCACACAGACCUACCCCAGAGAGUACUUCACCAUCCCGGCAUCCAAGAGCACGGAUCGGGUCGUGGGACCGGGGCAGGUGCCUCCUCAGCACUGGCAGGGCAUGGAGGACAGAGAACGCCUCCCUGUGGUCGACAACAUCCACAACAGCAUGCAGAGGGUUAACCACUCACAGGAGGACUUGUACCCGCCACCAGGAGUUAUGAGACCAGAUGAGCGCAUGCUGCCACAUUACCAGCAGGACUACCAGCACAGGGACUUGGACUACCAACACAGAGAUAUAGACUACCAGAGAGGUCCACCAGGAGGAGUAGGAGUCCCUGACCUCUGGGCUCCACAGCCUCAGGUCUCCUCCUCGUUGGAGUCCUCCACGUCCAGCCAGGAGCACCUCAACUUCUCCGCCUCCUCAUCCUCCUCCAACAAAACCCUGAACCAGAAGACCGGGCCGGGUCGAUGGAAGACGCCAAACGCCCCUCACUCCGCGCCGCAACAUCCGGCUCAGCAGCCAUCCCGCUCCGACCUUCCCCCUCCCCCGCCCCCACCGCCAGCCCCGUACCCCGACGCCUACGAGCACUAUGAGCCCCAGCCGGAGCUGCCGCUGCCUCCGCCUCCAUCUGCCGUCACCGCCGUAACCGCCCAGCAGGCCGCCGACCGCAAGAAACGAGAGGAGCAGCAACGCUGGUAUGAGAAGGAGAAGGCUCGGCUGGAGGAGGAGAGGGAGAGGAAGAGGAGAGAGCAGGAGAGGAAGCUGGGUCAGAUCCGGGCCAACCCUGUCAUGCCCGUCCAGCCUCAUAACAACGGAGGAUCCAUGCCCCCUCCUCACCACCAGGCCCCUCUGCCCUCUGUGGCCGCCCCCCAGCCUUACCUCCCCCCUCAGCCUCAGCCACAGCCUCCCCCAUCCAGACCGGAGAAGCUGUCCAGCCUGCCGCGCUCGGCUGUUCCUCCCCCUGUCAGUGCCAACCACCCUCCAGGUAUGGAUACAGUGAUCAGGGAGCUCUUACCACAGCAGCAGCCACGCACCAUCGAGAGGCGGGACCUGCAGUACAUCACCAUCAGUAAGGAGGAGCUCUCAACCAGCGACAGCUUGUCUCCAGACCCCUGGAAACGAGACGCCCGAGAGAAGGCCGAGAAACAGCAGCAGCUGCACAUCGUAGACCUGCUGGACAAAGAGAUCCAGGAUCUCCAGGCCAAACCAGAGCGAACAGCGGAGGAGAGCGACCGCCUCAGGAAGCUGAUGCUGGAGUGGCAGUUCCAGAAACGACUGCAGGAAUCCAAGCAGAGCGACGAGGACGAGGAAGAGGAGGACGACGAGGACGUGGACACCAUGAUGAUCAUGCAGAGGCUGGAGGCCGAGAAGAGAGCCAGGUUGCAAGACGAGGAGCGACGGCGUAAGCAGCAGCUGGAGGAGAUUCGUAAACGGGAGGCGGAGGAGCGAGUGAAGCAGGAGGAGGAGAGGAGGUGGAGGGAGGAGGAGAGAGCUAAACGAGAGACCGAGGAGAAGAGGAGACAGGAGGAGGAGUACUACACUCGCCUGGAGGCCGAGCGGCGCCGGCAGCACGACGAGGCCGAGAGAAAGCUGCUGACGCCCGACGACCCGGCCGGUCUGUAUCGGCCCCCGCUGCCCCGGGACUACCAACCCCCCGCAACCCCCCACAACCCUACUAACACCCCCCCGCCCCCCCCACAGAGAAACACCUCCUACCUCAAAACCCAGGUCACCUCCCCCGACACGCUCUACACCGCCAAGUUCGUCUCCUACGCGGGCGACGAGGACGAAGACGAGGAAGCGGGGAGUGGCGGCGGCGGCAGCCAAUCAGGUCAGGUCAAGCUGUCGGCCACCCGGAAGUCGUACGGCGACCUCCCGGCCUCCGCCAAUCACGGCAGGCCUCAGCCGCCGCCCACUGCGCGCAAGCCCCGCCCUGUUUCUGACGGCAUCUUCCUGUCUGGCUCAUUCCAGCCGCCAUUCAACAACUCCAACAGUACAGGUCCCCCCCUUCCUGCAAAACCCAGCUCCAUGCCCCCCGGAGGCUUUAAAGGAUUCAACUCGUACACUGGAAACUCAGCAGGAGUUGUAGGAUCGGGAGAAGUCUACAAGGACCCGCGAGACAAAUGGACGAAGAGUCAGGAGCAGGAGAACUCGAACCCCAGCGGCGCCCCACCGGAGAGUCUGACCUUCAAGGAGCGCCAGCGUCUCUUCUCUCAGGGGAAGGAGGUUUCCAACAAGGUCAAAGCUUCACGCAAACUCAUGGAGCUGGAGAACGAGCUCAACACCAAGUAGUAGACCCCGAGCCUUCAGGGUCCCAGUGCCACCUUAAACACAAACUCCACCCACGGUAAACUUUAAGGUGCUCCUGGGACACACCUCGGGAGGGGUCCAGAGGGCCGGCGCUCGCUUUCCCCCCCAACCACUGACCGUCUCCUCCUGUUUGUGUUCUUUUCCCCCUCUUUUUCUUUUUCUUUUAAUCAUCAAAUAACUGGACCGUUCACUUUGUUUCGACGUAGCUAUCUCGUUGCAAUAGAAGAGACAUUUAUGGCUUAAAUUUCCUUCCCCUCUCGUUAAGGUCUGUCAAAGAUAUAUAAUGAUAAAGCACUGUAAAAAAGUUUUAAUUGUAUCUAGUGAGGAUUUGAGAAUCACACCACAAAGGGGGAUAUAUUUUUGUUUAUAAAAAGGUUCUCGGGGCGAGGGGAUGGAGAUAGUUUUAUUCUCAUUUUAAGUUUUUUUAAAUAGCUCACUGAAAUAUGAACAAUUUUACGAUGUUAUUUUAAGCUCUUCUUCCUCUUCUUUUAUUCUGCAUCAUGAUUUGUUUUCAGUUUUAAGUCCUUCAUGCCAGCAGAUUCGCCCCCCACGGUUCAGCUCCAGACCGGCCCUUCUUCUUUUGAUUCUCUUGUUUUUUAAAGUGAAACUCUCAGUGAGUGGAAACACUGUUCUUUCAUUCCGUAGCAGGAAAGCAUGGGGAUUUUUUUAUUUUUAUUUUGGUGAUGUUUUAGAUGAACUCUGAAAGAUUCUCCAGAGGAGGAUCCAACAGUCCAGAGAAGGAUCUUCAAGUGCACAACAUUACUGUAAAUAUCUGGGUCCACAACUGUCUCACUCUUUUACUACUGUAGAAACCUGCCAGGCUACUAAAAAAAAACUGCAAAACUAAUGUGAUUUAACAGAAAGUUCUGCAAAAACUGGACUGUCCCCCUUGCUGUCAGUGGAGUUAAAUUUUUAAAUGUCCGCCCCGAUGUGAGGUAACUUUGAUUUUACUUUCUUUUAAAUCUAAUAGUCAUUUUUUUGCAGAGUUGUGUGAGAUUAAUUUGACUGAUUGUUCCCUAAAUUCAGCAGAAAGAGGAUUUCUUUCACUCACAAUGUGAUUAAUGUUGGUUUUCACAAUAAAAAACAAACAAAAACUACUCUUUAAGUCCUAGUUUGCUUUACAGAUAUUUAUUUCAAACCUUGUGGGGAAAAAAAAAAAAAAAAUCUUGCACAAAAAAGUUGUUUUUUUUUAUAUUGAAUACGUGUCUGCAAACUGUGUGGAGAAGUGGAUGACAUUUGGGACCUCUCAUACUGUGGUAAUAAUCUGUGAUUCUCUGCGUUAGGCUCAGAGAAGUUGUGUGUUUACACCAGCUGUGAGAUCCAGAGGGAGUCCAGGUGACUGAAUUGUGGUUGUACAAAAUAUAUAUACACACAAUUAACGUUAAACUAAUUCACCAAAACUGAAACACCCUCCAGGAUUAUAAUAGUGACGUUUCAAAUGUUUCUCUCUCUUCUGCGGUUUUGUUCGAGUGACUCCAUCCUGUGUGUGGAUUUAUUUAAUUUCUCUCUGCAGGAGCCUCCACUGAAACCCACUCCACACGAUGAGAUCAGAAGCUGUUAGAAUUACUGACCUGUACAAACACUGCAGACGUGUCUCCUCUCCUCCACAACGACUCCUUUUUAGGUUUCAAAAUGAACUGAAUCAUUUAAAUGGUUUCAUGUUUAGCCUUUUGUAAAUCAUUAAUAAAUACAGAUUUUUCAACA
Messenger RNA from Notolabrus celidotus (New Zealand spotty), 7792 nucleotides. It is a transcript of the gene afdna, whose product is annotated as afadin, adherens junction formation factor a. Gene Ontology annotation, cellular component: adherens junction. NCBI's taxonomy places the organism in Eukaryota, Metazoa, Chordata, Actinopteri, Labriformes, Labridae. Gene Ontology annotation, biological process: signal transduction; regulation of protein localization. The transcript is spliced from 38 exons. The record is from RefSeq and is a predicted model, not a curated record. The coding region runs from base 218 to 6070 and encodes 1950 amino acids. Gene Ontology annotation, molecular function: cell adhesion molecule binding.